UUGUUAUCAUCCACCACCAUUCCUCUGUAUAAAAACACCAACUGCUCCACCAUGUUGUAGCUACUAGUUAUAACUCACUAACUAUAACCAUGAAGGUGCAUCAGUUCGCACGUGGAUUCUGGGAGCACGAACCCUCCCUCACGCUCGGCUGCAAACGCUUACGACCCCUUGCCCCCAAGCUUUCCAACACUGACUCCACUACCUCCAUCACUUCACCUCCUGUCACAACUUUCGACCUCAAGAGCUUCAUCAAACCAGAAAGUGCUUCCAGAAAACUUGGAUCCUCUCAUGACAAUAAGAGAGACCCUUCUUCACCUCAGGGCCAGGUGGAAACGCAUAUUCCAGGAGGGACGCGGUGGAAUCCGACGCAGGAACAGAUAGGGAUACUGGAGAUGCUGUAUAGAGGAGGGAUGCGAACACCGAAUGCUCAACAGAUAGAGCAGAUCACAGUCCAACUAAGCAAGUACGGCAAGAUCGAAGGGAAGAACGUGUUCUAUUGGUUCCAAAACCACAAGGCACGCGAGAGACAGAAGCAGAAGCGUAACAACCUCGGCCUUGCUCAUAGUCCUCGUACUCCCACCACCCUAGUGUCACCUUCCUUCAGUUGUAGUGUAAUAACCUCUUUGGACACGACAAAACGGGGGGAGGUGGUGGAAAGAGAUGAAGAAGAUAGCCCUUUGAAGAAGUGUAGGAGCUGGGCAUUUGAGUACUUGGAAGACCAAAGUUGGUCAUCAUGGAAAGAGGAGGAACACAGAACUCUGGAGCUUUUCCCGUUGCACCCGGAAGGCAGAUGAAGGGGUUUGUUUGGUUGUUUUGUUCAUUUGUUUAACCAUUUAACGAGAAACAAUUUUAGCUUUUUUGUUUUGUUUAGUUUGCUUUUAGUUUUCACUUUCUUCUUUGGUUGUGUCGGGAAAGAAGAAAAAGACAAAGUUGUCUACACCUUGUACUGUUCCCGCGCGCUCUGAGACCAAAUUAACCAAACCUGCGUAAUUGUCUCUUUACUUGUUGAUUUCAGCGCAGUGGGUGUGAAUAAAUCGAAGCUUUUAGGUUAAAAGGAGGAGCUACGGACACUGAAGUCCACGCACCUACUCCUUC
Vigna angularis (adzuki bean) is the source of this 1095-nucleotide messenger RNA. RefSeq names its product WUSCHEL-related homeobox 4. The record is from RefSeq and is a predicted model, not a curated record. Gene Ontology annotation, biological process: cell division; procambium histogenesis; phloem or xylem histogenesis. The transcript is spliced from 3 exons. Gene Ontology annotation, molecular function: DNA binding; DNA-binding transcription factor activity. The coding region runs from base 90 to 794 and encodes 234 amino acids. Gene Ontology annotation, cellular component: nucleus. Lineage: Eukaryota; Viridiplantae; Streptophyta; Magnoliopsida; Fabales; Fabaceae.